Molecule: messenger RNA, 4767 nt
Organism: Paramecium octaurelia
Lineage: Eukaryota; Ciliophora; Oligohymenophorea; Peniculida; Parameciidae
Source: the annotation of a GenBank genome assembly
AUGUAUUGCACUUAUCAUAUUCAAAAUCAAGUAUAAACGAUAUGCAUAGACCCCCACAAAUGUCAAAAAUACAGAAAAUUAUGUGCUGAAUGCCAAGAGGAACAUGGAGUGGAUUUUAAAUACACAGUUUCAAUAAAAAAGUUUAAAGAUAUGGCAAUGAUGAAAUUCGAAGAAUCUAAGCCUGAAGAUAUCCAGGAAAUACUUAAAUAGAGAAUGAAUUUUAAAUAAUUGCUUGCUUCAACUUAAAGCAUGUUAAAAUAAAUUUGGGAUGAGUUAACAGAAUCAUUAAAAUAGAUCUAUGAUAUGAUUGAGAAAGAAGAUAAAUCUUAUUUGUAAAUCAUCAACAACGUGAAUCCAACAGAAUUAUCAAAUACUGAAUUAGAAAAAUUAGUCCAAAUUAUAAUAGGAAAACCAUUAGAUGAUUGGAUUAAUUUGAAAAACACUUAUUUUAAGAGGUUGGAAAGGACAAAGAACUUUUGGGAAAUAGAAACCAAAGCUUUUAGUGAAAAAUUGAAUAAUGAAAUGAAAGAGAUGAUAUAUUUAAUUAAAAAGGUUGAUACUUCAAAAGAGAGCAUUCAAUCAAUUAAAGAAAUAAAAUAAGUAUAUAAUCGAAAGGAAGAUUUGUAUUAGGUAUUAAUAUAGGCAAAGAAUGUUGAUGGAACCUACCUUAAUGAAGUUCUUUAGAUAUUGAGAUAAUAGAAAAUUAUUAAUUGUUUAGAAUUCUUUAGAGGUUAAUCUCAGUUAAAAUUUAUCUUUGAUAUGAUUAAAAAUAUUAGUGAAAUUGACUUUUAUAAAAAGAACUAUUCAAAAGAAGAAUAUGAAUAAAUAAGAAAGGAUUUGAUUAAAAAAAUAUCCUAACACUAGCUCAUAAUUGAAUUUUUGAAAUUCUUAGUACAUAUGACAGCCAUUGAUGAGAGAUUUAUCUAAUGUGGAUCGAAUUCAUUUAAAAUAUUAGUUGAAAUGAAGGUGGAUUUAAGAGAAUAAAGUUUUGAGAAAAUAAGGAUUAAAGAUACUUCAUUAGUAGGUGGGAAUUUUGUAAGAUGCAAUUUUAAUGGUUCAGAAUUAAAUAAUGUAGAUAUAAGUGGAAUUAACUUAAAUUAAGCUUAAUUGUUUAAUUGUAAAUGGAGAAAUAUUAAAAUACAUGAGUUAAAUAAACUAGAUGGUCAUUCAGAUUAUGUAAGAUCAGUCUGUUUCUCUCCUGAUGGUACUACAUUAGCAUCUGGUAGUGGUAAUAUAAAUUCAUUAAUACAAGGUGAUAACUCAAUCCGUUUAUGGGAUGUCAAGACAGGAUAAUAAAAAGCCAAAUUAGAUUGUCUUUCAAAUUAUGUAAAAUCUGUCUGUUUCUCUCCUGACGGUACUACAUUAGCAUUUGGUAAUGAUUAGUCUAUCCGUUUAUGGGAUGUUAAAACAGGAUAAUAAAAAGCCAAAUUAGAUGGUCAUUCAGGAGCCAUCUGGUCAAUCUGUUUCUCUCCUGAUGGUACUACAUUAGCAUCUGGUAGUGGUAAUGUAAAUUCAUUAAUCCAAGGUGAUAACUCUAUCCGUUUAUGGGAUGUCAAGACAGGAUAAUAAAAAGCCAAAUUAGGUGGUCAUUCAAAUUAUGUAAAAUCAGUCUGUUUCUCUCCUGAUGGUACAACAUUAUCAUCUGGUAGUGAUGAUAAGUCUAUCCGUUUAUGGGAUGUUAAGACAAGAUAAUAGAAAGCGAAAUUAGAUGGUCAUUCAGAAACCAUCUGGUCAGUUUGUUUCUCUCCUGAUGGUACUACAUUAGCAUCUGGUAGUGGUAAUGUAAAUUCAUUAAUACAAGGUGAUAACUCUAUCCGUUUAUGGGAUGUUAAAACAGGAUAAUAAAAAGCCAAAUUAGAUGGUCAUUUAGGAGCCAUCUGGUCAGUCUGUUUCUCUCCUGAUGGUACUACCUUAGCAUCUGGUAGUGGUAUUGUAAAUUCAUUAAUAUAAGGUGAUAACUCUAUCCGUUUAUGGGAUGUUAAGACAAGAUAAUAAAAAGCCAAUUUAGAUGGUCACUCAAAUUAUGUAAAAUCAGUCUGUUUCUCUCCUGAUGGGACUACAUUAGCAUCUGGUAGCGAUGAUUUUUCUAUCCGUUUAUGGGAUGUUAAGACAGAAUAAUAAAAAGCCAAAUAAGAUGGUCAUUCAGAUUAUGUAAGAUCAGUCUGUUUCUCUCCCAAUGGUACUACAUUAGCAUCUGGUAGUGGUAAUGUAAAUUCAUUAAUACAAGGUGAUAACUCAAUCCGUUUAUGGGAUGUCAAGACAGGAUAAUAAAAAGCCAAUUUAGAUGGUUAUUCAAAUUAUGUAAAAUCAGUCUGUUUCUCUCCUGAUGGUACUACAUUAGCAUCUGGUAAUGAUAACUCUAUCCGUUUAUGGGAUGUUUAGACAGGAUAAUCAAAAGCGAAAUUAGAUGGUCAUUCAGAAAUUAUCUGGUCAGUCUGUUUCUCUCCUGAUGGUACUACAUUAGCAUCUGGUAGUGGUAAUGUAAAUUCAUUAAUACAAGGUGAUAACUCUAUCCGUUUAUGGGAUGUUAAGACAGGAUAAUAAAAAGCCAAUUUAGAUGGUCAUUCAAGCAUUAUUUAAUCAGUUUGCUUCUCCCCUGAUGGUACUAAGAUAGCAUCUGGUAGCAGAGAUAACUCUAUUCGUUUAUGGGAUGUUAAGACAGGAUAAUAAAAAGUCAAAUUAGAUGCUCAUUAAGAAACCAUCUGGUCAGUCUGUUUCUCUCCUGAUGGUACUACAUUAGCAUCUGGUAGUGGUAAUGUAAAUUCAUUAAUACAAGGUGAUAACUCUAUNUAUAAAUAUCAAUGGAUAAGAAAAUUAUAGAAUUUCUCAAAUUUUUAGUUCAUCUUACUGCCUUAGAUGAUAAAUAUAUAUUUUGUGGGUCGAAUUCUCUUCAUUUAUUAGUAUAAAUGAAGGCUGAUUUGAAGAAAUAAUGUUUUGAGAAUAUAAGAAUUAGAAAUACUUCCUUAAUAGGAGCUAAUUUGGUAAGUUGUAACCUAAGUGGAUCUGAAUUUGAUGAUGUCACCAUUAGUGGAAUAAAUUUGAAUUAAGCGAAAUUAUUUAAUUGCAAGUGGAAUAACUUAAGAAUAAAUGAAUUAAACCAGUUAAAUGGACAUAGUGGAUAUAUCAAGUAAGUUUCUUGUUCUCCAGAUUGUAAGUCUUUAGCUUCUUGUAGUGAUGAUAAUUUGAUUAGGUUGUGGAAUGCAAAAUCAGGAAAAAUAAAGUUUGUUUUAAAAGGAGAGAGAUAGGUAAAUUCAGUAUGUUUCUCUCUAAAUGAUACUGCUUUAGCUUCAUGUAGUGGUGCAAUUGUGUAUUUAUGGAAUCUGAGAACAGAAAAAAAAAUAUCAAAAUUAAUUGGUCAUACGAAUGAUAUAAGUACAGUAUGUUUCUCUCCUAAUGGGACUAAGUUAGUUUCAUGUAGUAAUGAUUAAUCUAUCCGUUUAUGGGAUAUUAAGACAGGAUAAUAAAAAGCCAAAUUAGAUGGUCAUUUGAGUAAUGUUAAUUCAAUCUGUUUCUCUCCGGAUGGUGCUACAUUAGCAUCUGGCAGUGAUGAUAAGUCUAUUCGUUUAUGGGAUAUCAAGACAGGAUAAUAAAUAGUCAAAUUAGAUUGUCAUUCAAAUGAUGUAAACGCAGUUUGUUUCUCUCCUGAUGGUGCUACAUUAGCAUCUGGUAGCUAUGAUAAAUGUAUCCGUUUAUGGGAUGUAAAGACAGGAUAAUAAAAAGCCAAGUUAUGUGGUCACACAAGCUUUAUUAAUUCACUCUGCUUCUCUCCUGAUGGUACUUUGUUGGCUUAUGGUAGUAGAGAUAACUCUAUCCGUUUAUGGGAUGUUAAGACAGGAUAAUAAAAAGCCAAAUUUGAAGGCCAUUCAAAUUGGGUUAGAUCAGUGUGUUUCUCUUCUGAUGGUUCUACAUUAAUAUCUGGUAGCGAUGAUAAGUCUAUCCGUUUAUGGGAUGCUAAGUUGGGACAAUAAAAAACCAAAUUAGAUGGUCAUUCAAAUGAAGUCAACACAGUUUGUUUCUCUCCCGAUGGUGCUAUAUUAGUAUCUAGUAGUGAUGAUAAGUCUAUUCGUUUAUGGGAUGUUAAGACAGGAUAAUAAAAAGCAAAAUUAGAUCGUCAUUCAAAUGAUGUCAGCACAGUCUGUUUCUCUCCUGACGGUACUACACUAGCAUCUGGAAGUUUAGAUAACUCUAUCCGUUUAUGGGAUGUUAAGGCAGGAUAAUAAAUAGCCAAAUUAGAUGGUCAUUCAAAUGAAGUCAAAACAGUCUGUUUCUCUCCUGAUGGUACUACGUUAGCAUCUGGAAGUUUAGAUAACUCAAUCCGUUUAUGGGAUGUUAAGACACGAUAAUAAAAAGCUAAAUUAGAUGGUCCUUCAAAUUCCUAUGGAAUUUCAUCAGUCUGUUUCUCUCCUGAUGGUACUACAUUAGCAUCUGGUAGUGAUGAUAAGUCUAUCCGUUUUUGGGAUCUUAAAACAGGACAACACAUCUUUCCUUCAAAUAAUAGUUACAAAGAAACUUUAGCAUAAUUUAAACUACCCAUCCUUCCAAAGAACGUUCUUUCUGACAGUAGUAAUUAUUAUUUAUUAUAAUUUAGCUAACUCUUUUAUCACUAUUCUGCAAAUUUCCUAAAACCCAACUUUAGAAGCUUACGGAGCUUUAAUAUUGAAAGGAGAAUUUAUCAAUUACAAAGGAGUUGAUUUAAGAUCAUUAUUCAAAUCAAAAGGAAGUUACAUUUUUGAAGGCUAAAUUGGAUAGAAAUAACCAUAAAAUUGA